AGCUACUUCAAACGACAAUGGAUGCUUUAACAGAUUCGGGUUCAGACCCACUUCUCUCUGCAGCUCUUGGAUCUCCAAUUCAUCACGCAAUUCUUUCAAUGGAUGAUGAAGUCGAUGGAAAUUGUGAUGAUGUUGACGAUAUCUCACCAGAAAGUCAUCAUGACAAUCAUUUUAUUGAUUUUACCGAUGAUCUUGUUGUACAAACCGAGAGGAAUUUAAGCAAAAAAGGAAGAACUUCAAAUCGAAAUGCACGACAGGGAUAUGACAAUUAUGCGACGCUCACAAAUCUCCAGCCAUUACCCCCAAUAUCUACAGUAACUUCAAAAAGUACAAAAGUUCAGAGACCAUCUCCUUCUCCAAAUUUCUACUUUCCCACUUCAUCAAAUUCAAGUUAUGAUAUGAAAUAUGAAGAAGAGGAAGACGAUUGUGAAGGAAUAACUCAUUCAUCAUCUUCUCCAUCGGAUUUUAGUAAUCAUGGAACUGAUCUCAAUCAUCCAUUUUCUGCAUCUUCAUUCGAUUCAUUUGAUGUUACCACUGUAUCAACCACCGCUACUUCAACUAUUAUGAACUCAACCGAUAAGUUCAUUGCAAGAAUUCAAGAGGCUGAUAGUACAACAAAAUCGCCGAAAGGAACAUCUCCAGCAGCGUUAAUGCAUGGACACUGCGAAGAGGAUUUUGAUGAUGGAGAAGAGUUAAAUACUAAAGAAUUGGCUCUUCAAAUUGCUGCCGAACUGAAACGAUACUCCAUACCACAAGCAAUUUUCGCGGAAAGAGUUCUUUGCAGAUCACAAGGAACUUUAUCCGAUCUACUUCGCAAUCCAAAACCAUGGUCUAAGUUGAAAAGUGGCCGAGAAACAUUCAGACGGAUGGCUAAGUGGUUGGAGGAACCUGAGUUUCAAAGAAUGUCUGCGUUGAGAUUAGCUGCUUGUAAACGAAAAGAAGAGCAUACAACGCCCAAUUCACCACAGAUGGUUGUUCCUAAAAAGACACGUUUAGUAUUCUCAGAUAUUCAAAGAAGAACCCUUCAAGCAAUAUUCCGAGAAACAAAACGUCCAUCUCGUGAAAUGCAAAUUACAAUUUCUCAGCAAUUGAAUCUCGAUCCAACUACGGUUGCUAAUUUCUUCAUGAAUGCUAGAAGACGCGGACAUGAUUUGAAACAAGAAACAUCAGAAAGUGAAGAAAGAUCUGAAGAACCAAGUAUUCAUUUUGAACAUUCUGCAUCUUCAUCAUCCGCUUCUUCGAGUUCUUCAUCAUCGAUGCAAUUGGAUAAUUAUAUUUGUGAUAUAAAUACAAUCAAUAUACUUGAAGAGCCAUCGCCAGAGCCAAGAGAAAUUAAAUAUUCAAUGCAGCUUCUCGAAAACGAACUGGACUUCCCUGCGAACAUCUUGGAACCAUAAUCACCUAAUAAUCAUAUUUUAUUAAUAGUGUACCGAUUUCAACUUUCCAUUUGAUCUCAAAAUAAUUGAUUCAGAUCUAGUCAAUUCUCGAUCUCUCUGAUAAUUCCCUAAAGCUUUUUUGUCUUCUAGUUGAUUAGUUUUUUCCUCAUACUAUAUUUCGCCUUAAUACUUUAUAAUAACUGUAUUAUUCAACGAGUCAAAUAUCUGUUUUAAGAUCGAAAUGCAUUUUUUUCUUGAAAGAAUAUAAUUUUCAAUCUUAACAAUGACUUUUUCCUCAAUCACUUUGACCCAUUACACGUAAUUUUGACACAAAAACUUUUUCUCCGAAUUGUAAGAGACUUUCAAAUAAUCAAUUUAAUAUAAAUCGCCUUACAUUCUGGUUUUCCCAAAAAAAACUGUAAAUUUUCUUACCGAACCAUUUAACUAUGUAUAUUUAAAUUAAUAAGAUUUGUGGUAUUAAUAAAGUGUGCUUGAUUA
This is a messenger RNA of Caenorhabditis elegans, 1874 nucleotides long. It is a transcript of the gene ceh-48, whose product is annotated as One cut domain family member. Gene Ontology annotation, cellular component: nucleus. The transcript is spliced from 7 exons. The coding region runs from base 18 to 1397 and encodes 459 amino acids. Lineage: Eukaryota; Metazoa; Nematoda; Chromadorea; Rhabditida; Rhabditidae. Gene Ontology annotation, molecular function: DNA binding. The record is from RefSeq and is marked reviewed.